CUGGCUGAGAGUGACUUUGCUUCCACGUUCCGGCUGCUCACAGUCUUCGCUUAUGGAACAUACGCUGACUACUUAGCUGAGGCCAGGACUCUUCCCCCACUCACAGAGGCGCAGAAGAACAAGCUUCGGCACCUUUCUGUCGUCACCCUGGCCGCCAAAGUCAAGUGCAUCCCUUACGCGGUGCUGCUGGAAGCCCUGGCUCUGCACAACGUGCGGCAGCUGGAAGACCUCGUGAUCGAGGCCGUGUAUGCUGACGUGCUUCGAGGCUCCCUGGACCAGCGCAAUCAGCGGCUGGAGGUCGACUACAGCAUUGGGAGGGACAUCCAGCGCCAGGACCUCAGUGCCAUUGCGCGCACCCUGCAGGAGUGGUGCGUGGGCUGUGAAGUUGUGCUGUCGGGCAUUGAGGAGCAGGUGAGCCGCGCCAACCAGCACAAGGAGCAGCAGCUGGGCCUGAAGCAGCAGAUCGAGAGCGAGGUCGCCAACCUUAAAAAAACCAUUAAAGUCACCACGGCAGCAGCAGCUGCAGCCACGUCUCAGGACCCUGAGCAACACCUGACCGAGCUGAGGGAACCCGCUCCAGGCACUAACCAGCGCCAGCCUAGCAAGAAAGCCUCCAAGGGCAAGGGGCUCCGGGGGAGCGCCAAGAUCUGGUCCAAGUCAAACUGAAGGGACUGUCGUUUCUUCCCUGGGGAUGUGGGGUCCCAGCCGCCUGCAUCCUCAGGAGUCCUCAGCGCCUUCCUGUGCCCCGGCCAGCUGAUACUAGUUCAUGACCUUCCGCCUCCUCCGCCCGAAAGCAUAGGCCACAGCCUCCUACGGAGGCAGCCAGUACAGGUCAUGUUUUUGUUGGUACCUUUGUUUCUCAUGACUUUGCUGUGUCCCCCGCCCCGCCUCCCUGCCACGCUCUCCUGUAUUUCUUUAAGAGCUCAGCCUCUGUCCCUCUCCUGACUUCUGUCACUUGGUGGGUGUGUGGUCCUGAUGGGGGUUGCUGUCUCCAGCAUAACCCGCAGGGGUUCUCCUGCCCCCAUCCCUGCAUGCCUGACCCCCAAUUCCUGCUCCCUACCCAAGCCUCUGGGGCAGCACCUUUAUUCCCACCCUGAGGAUCCUGGGAGCCAGUCUCCCUUUUGGGGGUCACUGGGCACUUUGAUCCCAGAAUCUGACACACAGCAGUUGUUUCCUGUCUCCUCCCUGUGGGUGCUGGGAAUGAGGCUGCCUCCCGGAGUGGGAGCCUGAGAAGGACAGAAGCUGUUUCUUAGGGCCUGACUGCACUGGGAGGCUUGAUGGCAAUCCUGGAAGGGUGUAUCCCUUUGUACAUUUGGUGGCAAGGGGAAGGGAAUAUAGAUUAUAUUUAAAAAAAAGAAAAAGGUUUAUAUGCAUAUAUCUAUAUAUAACACGGCACAAAUAAACCUAUGAGAAGUCUAUCUACAAACACACCUGACGCUGGGUGUUCUCACUCUGUGGAUGGAAAGUGACUCAUCCCGGCCCACUCUGCAGAGUGCUGGGCGAUGAAGAGAAGCAGGUCUGCUGGCAGAGUCCAAGACCUCUAUCCGGCUCUGGCCAUGGACGGCUGCACUCCCAGCCCAGAGUGUGGUCAGAAGAAAAGGACCCUUAGGAACACCGACAUGAUGGUCACAGUGCCUGCUCCCUUGGAGCUUCCACUCAGCCUCUUUCCCUCCACCUCAGGGAUGCAGAAGGGGAAGAGUGGACAAUGAAUUUGAACUUUCACAUUAAAUCUCUCCAGAGGGCUGGGGUGUAGCUCAGUGGUAGAGCGCUUGCUUGGCACGUGCAGGCCCUGGGUCCAGCCCAGCACCGCACACCAGCAGGCACGCGCAUGCAACUGUCAGCCGUGUCCGACUCCCUUCUCGUCCCAGUGGGAGCUCCUGGGAAGUGUGUGGGAGGACAGGCUGUGCCUGGCUGCAGUCAGAAGUGGGAAGUGAGGGCCCUGAGAGGGUGGAGCUUGCGGUCCUGAGGGACAGUGGAGCCUGAAUGGUCUCCGCAGUGGACACCCUCAGCUUCUCAGCUUUGCCGUAGACAAGCUUCUCUGCAACUCCUUCCUCCCCGACCUUCCCGUGUGUAGAAGGGUGAAGACCCUGUCCCCAGCCCUGUCUGUGCCCCAGUUUUCCCUUUGGAACUUAGUCUCCUUUCCGGAAGCUGGUUCCCGCUGAUGGCCCAUGACUUCCCAGACCUCCAGUCCUGUGCACCAGUGGAGGAGCCUGGAAGAAUGCUUCGGACUGCAGUGUAGCCUGGGCUUCCAUUGUGCAGGCCCAUGCACAUCCAUAGGGUCAUACAGGUGCAGUUUAUUUCUGAUUCAUCAAGCCAGAGCUGGCCAUCAAAGCAUGAGGAAGGGGUAGUAGACUGUAGACAAUCUUCUUACCACUUGCACACUCAAACACCUAACCCCUACUGUAUCAACUAGAUGAUUUUAGGGCCAGACACCACAAUAACACAUAAUAAGAAUAGGAGAUGUUGCCUUCAUGAGAGCUCUGAGUGCAUACACUAAAGUUAAUGAAAAUGGGUCCCCAAGCCCUGGGAGUGCAGCACGCAGCAGGAAGUGAGUUUCAGCGCUCCCCAGCCCUUUCCGUCCUGGCCUUACACUUCCACUUGGCACUAGAUUCUCAGAGCAGGAACCACGAGGAGAACCUUGCAUGUAGGGAUGUAGGCGUCCUGCUCUUUUGAGAGCCUAAAAUUGUCUUCCAUGAAACCAUAAAGGUUGGGGGCCACUGGAUUAAAAGGUUAAACUGAAAUCUGAAGCUGAAAAUGACAGGUGCACAUCUUAGGCAUCAAAGAUCAGCCAAAAAAACAAAAAAAUCAGCGAACAGGUAGUCAAUUAUGAAAUACUGUUGAAAGAGAAGUUCUGAGCCUAGGUGAAUCUUCCGUGAAUGGGUAAGGUAGAAUUUUUUUUUAGAUGAGAAAAUCUUUUAUCAUAUUUAGAAUCAAAAUAUCCCUUAAAAUAUUUACAUUUUACAGUAAAAAAGAUAGCAAAACACAAGAUCAUGUACGAGCUUAAUUAUUCAAGUUCUGAAGAGCCAAAAAAUGAAAAGGAAAACAGUGGCCUGCCACAAGCUGUUGUGUAUGGUAAUAAAUUUCUUCAGUAACAAAUGUA
Messenger RNA from Heterocephalus glaber (naked mole-rat), 3100 nucleotides. The record is from RefSeq and is a predicted model, not a curated record. NCBI's taxonomy places the organism in Eukaryota, Metazoa, Chordata, Mammalia, Rodentia, Bathyergidae.